Caenorhabditis auriculariae is the source of this 3459-nucleotide messenger RNA. The record is from the annotation of a GenBank genome assembly. Lineage: Eukaryota; Metazoa; Nematoda; Chromadorea; Rhabditida; Rhabditidae.
AUGGAGCUUAUACUGGAGUCCAGUGCGGAUAUUUGCAGGUGCUGGACCAGCGGCAACGGCAAACCCGCCCAAUGGUGGCAAGAGGGAUCCAUCAUCACUCGAGGUUUCUUUUUUAUCUCCUUUACAGUUAAAAGUGUUGUUUCGAUUUAUUUGGGAACAAAUCCUUUUUUCAGGAAAGUUCUUCUACGAGUGCAGCCGCGGUCAACUGGCACCCAGAGGAUGUUUCUCUGCCGACGAGAAAAAAGUCCAGAUCGGACAGACGUUCCAGCAGGACGGCUACGAGUUUCUUUGCUCUCUAGGUGCGUAAUCUUUUCAAAUAUAGGCUCAAGGCUCAUUUUCAAGUUAAAACCCAACGGAUUGAUUAUUUAAUGCUCAGGGGCUGAUGGCUACCUCGAAUUCAAGUACAGCGGUUGCAUCAGUCAAGAAGGCAAGACUUACGGCGUCGGCCAGACUUGGGCCGAUCCAAAGGUGAGAAGAACUGCUACGAAACAGUCAAAACUGUCUACUACUAACAUUUUCUGAUUUUCGUUCAAACUUAAUCAAAAUUUACUGACUUGAUAAUUAUUUCAACUCAGAUCUUGAAAUUAUCCUGGGAAAAGGUGCAAAUAACUCUAUUGAGAUCUAGAUCAAGAUUCUGAAUUUUUCAACAAGUAUGAUGUCAUAGUUUGGAAAAGAAAGGCUCAAAGUUUUUUUUAUUAGACCCAGCAAAAAAAUAUUUCAUAUCACCUUUUGAGAAACUUUCGCCCGAAGAUUUUCUCCUACCACGGAACUUUUGACUCCAAUUUCAAUGACAUAAAACGGGGGAAAUUGCUUUUCCAAACCGUUCACUAUCAAAAAAACCUGAAUUGGUUGGAAAACAGUCUAGCGAAAAAAAAAAUGGGAUAGAUUUUCAAAGACGUUCCGCGGGGAUUUUUUCAUCAGACGAGACAUUGUUGAUAAGAAGUGAUGCUGUCAAUCAAGAAAUUGUUGCGACAAGUUGCGAUCAAAGAAAGAGAUGAAAGUUUCCAAAGACUGAAGAAUGAAAAAAAGCUGAUAGCUGGGGUUUUUCAGAACACCUACUACUUCAAGUGCAAGGAGGACGGCCAAGUCGUGAAGAAAGUCGCCGAAGGCUGCAUUGCUCACGACAAACAAAGACGCGUUCCUCUCGGGGAAACCGACGACUUCCAGGGCUACACGUUCGUUUCUUCUUCUUCUUUCUUUUGUCCGAAAUUGCUCUAUAUUCCAAGAAAGGAAACAAUUCUUUUAGUUCAGAGUCUAAAUUGAGUAGAGAUCUAAAUAAUGUAAAUAUCUGCAUCUGUGAGCUAAAAUUUUCAGAUUUUUUUUACUUCACUUAACACUCAUCAAUCCUUUUAACAGUUCUGACUAGUGAGAUUUUUCCAAUGACGAUAAUUUCAGAAACUAAAUUAAAUUUUCGUUCAUCUUCAAUUGGAAAUCCUUUCCAAAUAUGAAACAGUGCAAUCACUUGAGUUCUGUUUUCAGAAAUAGUUCUAUGGAAAAAUUUUCAAUUAUCAGGGUUUUAAAGCAUUUACAAUAUAAUGUUUCAUUUUAACAUGAAAUUUUCCAAAAGAACUAUGUUAGAGAAAACCAAAAGAGACUUUUAGGUCAAGGUUUUUCGGCUUAGCGAUUAAAACUUUCUGAACAGUUAGUUUGCCUUCAUCUUGAAUUAAAACGGUCGGAAAGUGAUCUGCUCCGUCACUUCCGCUGCCACUUCGAGCGCAUCAAUCUCGGCUCCCCGCGGUGUCACUGUCACGAGAGACAUAGUUUAAUGGCGCCAGUCGGCCGAUUUUCUCACGUUCAGCGAUAACAAAAACUUCUGAUUUUUUCUAGUUGAUACCGCGAAAAAAAAAGGAUAGGGUCAAAAACUCGUUCGCUCUCACCCUCGCCGCCAUAUGUAAUAUUAAACAGCGCGGCGCCGUAAAGGGUAAAGACGAAAGAUUGGACUCGGCGUUUCAUUGAAACAGUCUCUCGCAUACGCGCAGACGUUCUUUGUAGUUUUGUAGGUAGAUGAAAUAUUUCAAUGCUAACUUCGAAUUUAAGAGAUAUAACUUUAGUUCAGCGGUGGAGCUUUACAGUUUAAACGAAGAAUUGGUAACACAUGAAGAUGUGAGCAUGGAAAAUACACUCUAGUUGUCAUUUCAAAAGGCUCGAUUUCAGAUACAAAUGCCAAGAGAAGAGCAACGGAGUGAUUCAAAUGUGCAGCGUCGGAUGUAUCCACGAAGGAGUUCGAUACGCAGUCGGACAGCAAUGGCAGGCAAGCCUUAACACUCUUGAAUGUUUCCAUUUUGCGUCCAGUUUCUUCAAGAUCUGAAACUUCUGGAAGCCUCUGAACCAAAAAAUCGUUUUUCUUUCCUCCAGAAACUUCCGCUUCGCUUUUGAUUGCUUGAAACCGGUUCUGCAACACAUCCUUUUUAUUGAACCUACUCAACGUUUUCUGUGUCCUUUUCUGGAAAACCGCAAAGAAAAAAAUGAGAUUGAUGGGUCUUUGCGACGAGAAACCGGCAGACAUCCUGACGCCUGGAUUUUUCGGAAGCGCAGAAGAUCAAAAAUCUGUUGUUGCCAGUAAAUAAUGGCACCCACAGAAAAACUAAAAGAUUAAUGAUUUAACAUUGAUGAGUUGAGAAUAUAUGAACUUAGGACGGAGACUACCUCUACUACUGCAAAACGCAAGGAGGAAAAUGCACAAAGCAGUGCAUCGGAUGCUACGCCAACGGCGACAAACUGUUCGACGGACAGCGCUACAAGAAGGACGGCACCACCUUCCAGUGCGAGGUGAGACUUCAGAAGAAGACGGAGGUCCGACCUCGCACUUUGCAGAUCCGCCGCGGAAUCCGACGCCAUCGAGCUGUCGGCUGUGUCAUCUCAGAGAACGGUAAAGAGGUGAACAAGGUGAUCGGCUGCCGUUGGUACCUCCACUCCCAAGACUCCAAGAUCGAGCAGACCUGCGAGACCAACGGACAGGCCACCAAGGUCGUCACCGUCGGCUGCAUCUUCCGUCAGGAUGUUAGUUGUUGGAUCUUGAAAGAACGAAUAGAUUUAUUUUGAAAAGUACGAAGAAUCUGAGUUUUAACAUAUAGAUAUUCCAUGACACAAAAGAAAAAUUGCACGUUUGAGAAAAUCGUUAGGCUAUAAAUUGUCUAAAAGAAACAUUAGAAAGUAAACAAUUCAUUCAAAUUUCCAUUAUCCGAGUUGAAAAACAGCGUUAUAAUUUUGAAUCUUCAUCUCCAUUUUCUAGGGAUUUGACCGAAUCUUCCUCGAGCCUGGACGCUACACCAUUUGGAACCUUCCCAAGCAACAGAAGGCCAUCGGAAUCGCCUGCAGAGUUCGUUUUCUAAACACUGAUCAAUCUCAAUUUCACCAUUUCAGGAGACGAGCACCGGAGCCGACCUCGAGACCUUCAACGUGGAACAGCUCGAAAGCCGCACCGUCGGCCUCAAGUACGACACUCCGCGCGGCAAAUAA